AUGUCAUCUGAAGAUUCAGACAGUGAUAGUCUGGCAAGUAUUGAGAGUCGGGUGAGGUAUAUAAUGGAAGAGGUUAUACCAAGAGAUGGAGAUGUAGACAUCAUGAAAAUUGCAGAGGAGACAGUCAUUAAUGCAAGCAAAGCUGCAAAAUUACAUGCAUUGACUAAAACAGAAGCAGAAAGUAACAAAGAUGAUAUUCCUGGCUUCUGUGAGAUAGAUGCCUCUCAAGUCAAUUCUCCCACAGAUGAAGAACAAAGCACAAAGGGUAGCCAGGCAUCUGACAAUUCAUUACCAACUGAAGAACACCUAGAAGAUGAGUCUCCAGUCAGGCCAGCAGAACAGCCAACAGAAGAUGGAAGAGUGUCAUCACUAAUGAAAAGUACCAAUUCUUGCAUGACUUCUGCAGACUGUUUAUCUAUGGCUAGUGCUGUAACUCCAAUGCCAAAAUACAAUCUCUCAAGCCGUAAAAGGUUUGAACUCGGUCAUGCUAGCCAUGAUAGUAGUUGCGACAUGAACUCCUACUUGACACCAACUCAAAGAAAAGACCAGCAGAUCAAAGAAUUGAAAAGUCAAGUGAAGGUGAUGGGAAAGCAACUGGAAGAUAAAGAACGUGACAUAGAAAGCCUCAAGAGUCAGUUAGGGCAAGAAGCAGCCAAAGCAUUUGACCAGCGGACAGAACAAAUUCAGAAAGUGAGAGAUGAAACAAUAGCCUUGCAAUUAAAGAAUGAACAACUUGCAAAUGAUUAUACAGAAUCACAAAAAAUGAUUAAGCAACUUCAAAUAGACAUUGAAGAACUCAAGGAAGAUCAGAAAAGAAGAGAAGAAGACAGGGAACGAAUGUACUUGGAGAUGUACAAAAAAGGUCAAAUGUCAGCCCAGUUUGAGAGAGAAGAAGAUUUACAAGCUUUGCUGACCCGUGGUGUGAACAAUGUUGGAAUCCGUGAAUUGGCUCGUCGCCUUGCAUGGACAGAAUGUGAAUUAGCUAAAUGGCAAACUAUCCAGCGAAAAGAAGCCUAUGAAAAUGCUGACAAGCCAAGCACUGAAGCUGCUGCAACUUUGCGAUUUCUUAAGGACUCUUUCUUCCAUUAUUUGACUAAUGAAAGGGACACAGAUGACCACUUGCGUGCUAUGAUUCGCAUUUUUAAUUACACUGAAGUACAAAAGAAAAAAGUUGCCAAAUGCCUACUUGAGGGAAAAAAGCUGAGAAAAUAG
Acanthosepion pharaonis is the source of this 1212-nucleotide messenger RNA. The record is from the annotation of a GenBank genome assembly. NCBI's taxonomy places the organism in Eukaryota, Metazoa, Mollusca, Cephalopoda, Sepiida, Sepiidae.